Molecule: messenger RNA, 300 nt
Organism: Dictyostelium discoideum AX4
Lineage: Eukaryota; Evosea; Eumycetozoa; Dictyosteliales; Dictyosteliaceae
Exons: 2
Coding region: 1-300 (99 amino acids)
Source: RefSeq, a predicted model, not a curated record
AUGGAAAAAACAACCAAAACAACAACAACUAAAACAACUACAGGCAGAGUGGGUACAACUGAAAGAGAUCUUGGUGACACUACUAGAUCUUUUGGUGAAAAAAUCAAAGAAGUUGCCACUGAUUUAAAGAAUACCUUUGUAGAAAGUUUACCAAAUAAAAGCUCCUUUGACAGAGAUCCAACCAGAGCAGAUAGUGAAUCAAAAGAUCACUACAAACACGAGAAGAAAACAGAAGUAAUUGACCCAGUAACUGGAGUUAAAACAGAACAUUUUGAAAAGACUGAAAAAGUAACAAAAUAA